CAUUUUUUGUCCCUGGUUUUUGGAUGAGAUGCAGUCCCUGAAUGAAUCUCAUAUUCCCAACGGCCUCCUAGAAAGACUGGUGACAAAUGCAAGAGAAUUCCCUCCAGUCUGUGCCAUCAUAGGGGGAAUUCUUGGGCAGGAGGUUAUUAAAGCUAUAUCAGGCAAAGGAGAUCCGCUGAAGAACUUCUUCUGCUUUGAUGCUACGGAUGGAAAAGGCAUAAUAGAGGACAUAUCGAGCUGCAACACUGGAAGCUGAACGCAAUGGGGAGAUUUACAUAUGCCGUUAAGGAAAUUAAAGGAUAUUGGUGACAUUCCUAGGAGAAACUGACCCCAAUUUCUGGAUUUGACUUGUACUUUGAGCUUGAGAAAUUCGACAGUUUUAAUCUCGUCCCAACUCUGCAGCUUUAGAGUGUGGCGCUAACAGAAACAUGGAAAACACAUGAUUCUUAGAAUGUUUAAUGGUCGUGCUUUGAAGACAAGUGUGGGUUAAUGCCUUUCUUUUGUGUUUGUUAUUGGGUAUCAGACUUUC
Morus notabilis is the source of this 529-nucleotide messenger RNA. RefSeq names its product SUMO-activating enzyme subunit 1B-1-like. The transcript is spliced from 2 exons. Gene Ontology annotation, molecular function: ubiquitin-like modifier activating enzyme activity. Bases 29 to 256 code for a protein of 75 amino acids. The record is from RefSeq and is a predicted model, not a curated record. NCBI's taxonomy places the organism in Eukaryota, Viridiplantae, Streptophyta, Magnoliopsida, Rosales, Moraceae.